UGGACGUGGACGUGGACGUGGACGUGGACGUGGACGUGGACGUUCGUGGACAUGGACGUGGACGUGGACGUGGACGUGGACAUGGACGUGGACGUGGACGUGGACAUGGACGUGGACGUGGACGUGGACGUGGACGUGGACGUGGACGUGGACAUGGACGUGGACUUGGACGUGGACGUGGACGUGGACGUGGACGUGGACAUGGACGUGGACGUGGACGUGGACGUGGACGUGGACAUGGACGUGGACGUGGACAUGGACGUGGACGUGGACGUGGACGUGGACGUGGACGUGGACGUGGACGUGGACGGGGACGUGGACGUGGACGUGGACAUGGACGUGGACGUGGACGUGGACGUGGACGUGGACGUGGACGUGGACGUGGACGUGGACGUGGACGUGGACAUGGACAUGGACGUGGACAUGGACGUGGACAUGGACGUGGACGUGGACGUGGACGUGGACGUGGACGUGGACGUGGACGUGGACGUGGACGUGGACAUGGACGUGGACAUGGACGUGGACGUGUGA
Messenger RNA from Closterium sp. NIES-65, 531 nucleotides. The record is from the annotation of a GenBank genome assembly. NCBI's taxonomy places the organism in Eukaryota, Viridiplantae, Streptophyta, Zygnematophyceae, Desmidiales, Closteriaceae.